Molecule: messenger RNA, 1206 nt
Organism: Anthostomella pinea
Lineage: Eukaryota; Fungi; Ascomycota; Sordariomycetes; Xylariales; Xylariaceae
Source: the annotation of a GenBank genome assembly
AUGUCGGCCUCGGCUCCUCACUCGACAUCUCUACCCACCGAUAUAACGUGCAUCGCCGCCGAACCCUUCGAGCCAAAACCCCUGAUUGCCGACAUCCUCCGUACGCGCUUCUGCGUCCCCGGCUCCAUCUUCCUCGUGGAAGGUGUGCAUUCCGUCCAUACGUCCCGGUCAAAAAGAUGGCGCGCUCUUCGCCUACUGCUGGGCGACGGCGAGCUCUCCAUCCAGGCUCUUCUGUCGGCUGAGCUGCACAGAUACAUCGACCGAGGCGAGGUCGCGUUCGGGUCCUAUAUCAGGUUGGAGCAGUUCCGGGUCGAAUGGAAAGCCUCGAGCGGCAACCGUGGAUCUUCGCCUACGAAAAGGAAAGGGAAAGAGAAAGCUCAAGAAUCCGAGGGAGAAGAAAGGGGCAUGGUAUAUCUAAUCGUGGAGGAUCUCGCGUUGGUCGGUUGGAACAACGCGCUUGUCGACUCCGAAAUCGGCGAGGCAGCUGAGACUGGGCCAUUCUAUCAAGCAGAAGAAGAAAAGAACCGGCAAGGAACCCCUGGCAUGUCUGAUCCUAUCGACCAUACCCAGCUCCGGCGCAAAUCAAUAGAACCUGCCGAGAAUCGGGGUAUAGAGGAGCAUCUGAAGGACCCUGCAGAUGCCGACGACGAUUUCGAAUCCAUGCCCAUCUCCGACCAGAAGGCGACGCAAAACCGCAUCGCCAUAGCUACAAACGCCAGCAGCACCGAGCUGGACGUGCAGCCGAUAUCUAGCUACCUCCCAUGGGCCGGCAACGAUCCUUCGAAGCCGCUGAAGCUCACCAAGCUGCGCUCCAUCCCAAACCUGCCAUACAAGCAGAAUUGGAGCGUCAACGUCCUGGCCGUCGUGUCAGCCAUCUCCGACGUCGAGCCCUCUGGUCUGCCGCCUUACACACAGCGUCAAGCGCGCCUCGCCGAUCCCUCGACGGACAAGCACGUGCUCCUCACUGUGUUCCUCGACCCGCAUCUGUUCGCCCCGUCGGUUGGCAGUGUUGUCUUGUUGCUCGGCGUCAAGAACCACAGAUUCGACGGGGGCAGCUUAAAGAAGUAUGUGAGCGAUCGCCCGAGGGAUGGCGAGGGCUGGUGGUUUGAGAACCCCUCUCGCUUCUCCUGGUGUGACGUUGCUGGCCUGCAGCAGUGGUGGAAUGGGGACAACAGCUGGGGAGAUCAUGACGUCCCUCCACCAUGA